UCGGCGUCCGCCAGAUCGGCGCCGCGCGCCGUGUCGCCCGCGACCCCAACCACCGCAGCCACCAACGACCCGGACGCCGGCGCGCAGCCAGAUAAGUGGGAGGAGUUCGCGGCGCGGGUGUCCGGCGAGUGGGACGGCUUCGGCGCGGACUUCACGGUGGCCGGCGACCCGGUGGAGCUGCCGGCCAACGUGGUCCCGGACGCGUACCGUGAGUGGGGGGUCCAGGUGUUCGACUGGCAGACGCAGUGCCCCACCCUGGCCGACCCCGCCGCGCCGGGCGCGCUCCACUAUCGCCUCGUCCGCCUCCUCCCCACCGUCGGCUGCGAGGCCGACGCCGCCACCGUGCACACCUCCCACCAGCGCCACGUCUCCUCCGCCACCGCCUUCGCCUACGGCGGCGCCGGGGGCUCCUACGUGGCCACGUGGCCCAAGGGCCCCUCGGCCGUGCUCGAGGUGGAGCACUGCAUCUGCCACCCGGACAACGCGGAGGUGCGGGUCAGGCUGGUGCAGACGGUGGCGCUGGCCAAGGACGCGGCGCGGCUGCGCGGCGUCAAGGUGUUCUCCGAGCAGUGGUACGGCCCGUACCGCAACGGCGACCAGCUCGGCGGCUGCGCGCUCCGCGAGUCCGCCUUCGCCGCCGGGGAGAGGCUCCCCGCGUCCGAGGUGGUCGGGCAGUGGGAGAGCGCCGCCAGGUUCUCCGGCGCGCUGGACCCCGUGACGGGCAAGUUCGCGGGGCUGGAGCCGGACCACGAGCCGCGGAGGACGGCGAGGGACGGUGCCGGCGUCGUGACGCUGCUGCCGAAGCAGCUGUGGAGCUCGCUCAAGGUGAGCGGCGGCGACGGCGACGGCGACGACAGCGACGUGGUGUGCGAGGUCGGGUGGCUGCUGGGCCACGGCAGCGCGGUCACGUCGACGUGCGUCCUGUCCAGAGACGGAGACGUCAAGGAGAUAGCUGCUGCGCAGGAGACCCGGGUGUCGGAGGCCACCUGAACAGAGCCAAGAACUCUUCAGGUUUCAUCAGAUCUUUACAUAGAAGGAAAUUAUACUUACACAUCUAGAAUAGCCAUACUCAUACUGUAAAUCUGUCAUCCAACUAGAAGAUGAUCUACUAAGCAAAUUGGUCUCUGCAAAGACAUGAA
This is a messenger RNA of Triticum aestivum (bread wheat), 1139 nucleotides long. RefSeq lists its product as uncharacterized. NCBI's taxonomy places the organism in Eukaryota, Viridiplantae, Streptophyta, Magnoliopsida, Poales, Poaceae. The record is from RefSeq and is a predicted model, not a curated record.